Striga asiatica is the source of this 868-nucleotide messenger RNA. The record is from the annotation of a GenBank genome assembly. Lineage: Eukaryota; Viridiplantae; Streptophyta; Magnoliopsida; Lamiales; Orobanchaceae.
CAAAAGACGCACAUGCUUACAAACUUGCCUGUAUCUAUACAUCUAUCUCUGCCCCCCCACCACCACCACCCAAGAAAGGUAAAUAAAAGGAAAAUUGAAAUAAAGAUAUAAAGAAGCCUCUAACUAGCCUAGCCGCCUACUAUUCCCUUUUCCCCACCUAGUCUCUGUUUGUUGACUAUUCGCCGUCACCCACAUAACUCCUCCUCAAAUCAAUUGAAUUUCGGCUAUCUUUUUUGUUGUGGAAGAAAGAGACAAUUUAUUUUAAUUCUCAGAAAUUAGAAAAAAAAUGCUAGAAACUGUCAAGUACCUGAUGGGCACGGCUGGGGCGAGUGGGUUCAGUUCCAAGUCCACCGCCGAGCAAGUCACGGCCGUCUGCCCUGAUCUCCGGCCUAUCACGGCCAUCAUCACAGGUGCGACAUCUGGGAUAGGCGAAGAGACGGCCCGGGUUCUGGCUAUGCGCGGGGCUCGGCUCGUUCUUCCGGCCCGCAACCUCAAAGCGGCCGAGGAGACUCGCUCUCGCAUUCUGUCCGAGUUUCCCCACUCGGACAUUCUUGUCAUGGGGCUUGACCUCAGCUCACUCAACUCCGUACGCCGAUUUGUGGCCGACUUUCAAUCUCUUAAUCUUCCUCUCAAUCUUCUAUUCUCGUACGAUCAUGCUAUUUCGGAGGAUGGAGUUGAGAUGACGUUUGCUACUAAUUACUUGGGUCACUUUUUGUUGACAAAGCUAUUGUUAAAUAAAAUGAUGGAGACGGCGAAAACUAGCGGCGUGCAAGGAAGAAUAGUGAAUGUAUCGUCUAGUAUUCACAGCUGGUUUUCGGGAGAUACGCUUCGUUAUUUAGACUUGAUUACCAAGAAUAAGAGUAGUUAA